CGGGCGAGAGAGAGAGAGAGAGAGAGAGAGAGAGAGAGAGCCGAGGCCGGCCGGCCGCGCGCUCCUCCGCCCUUUGGUCCGCGCGGUGGGCGGCCAUGGGGCUGCUGUCGCGGUGCGAGGCGGAGUUCGGCACGGCGGACCUGUACGGGGUGCUGGGCGUGCGGCGGGAGGCCUCCGACGCCGAGGUCCGCCGCGGCUACCGCAAGGCCUCCCUGCGGGUGCACCCCGACCGCGCAGGCGCCGCGCAGCGGCAGGACGCCACGAGACGCUUCCAGAUCCUCGGCCAAGUGUACGCCGUCCUCAGCGACAAGGAGCAGCGAGCCGUGUACGACGAGCAGGGCACGGUGGAUGAAGAGUCGGGGGUGCUGAGCCAGGACCGCGACUGGGCCGCGUAUUGGAGGCUGCUUUUUAAGAAGAUAACUAUAGAAGACAUUGAGGCCUUUGAAGAGAAAUACAAAGGAUCUGAGGAAGAGCUGACUGACAUUAAACAAGCCUACCUGGACUUCAAAGGGGAUAUGAAUCAAAUUAUGGAGUCUGUGUUGUGUGUUCAAUACACGGAUGAGCCCAGAAUCAGGAAGAUUAUACAACAGGCUGUUGACUCGGGAGAAGUCCCAGCUUUUAAUGCUUUCAUCAAGGAGUCAAAGCAGAAGACUCAUGCAAGGAAAAGAAGGGCUCAGGCAGAAGCUAAAGAGGCAGAAAAAUGCAGAGAGGAGUUGGGGCUCGGUGGAGAGGUAGACGACCUGAAAGCAUUGAUUCAGAGCAGACAAACCAAUCGGAAAAAAGAGAUGGAUGAUCUUCUGGCUCACAUGGAGGCAAAAUACUGCAGCUCUUCCAAAAAGGGAGGGAAGAAGACAACCGCCAAGACGGGAAAGAAAUAACAAAACCCAGUGGAUGCUCUGGUCGGGCCUGAAUGGACGUAGCGGAAAUUAAAGGCAUUUGUCCAAAUCUGGGUUUGCAAAUACCUGCUGAGACUUUCUGAUUUUUAUCCAGGGUGACUGAUUAUCCAGGUACUUGCUCCACUCUGCACUUCUCUGGGCCUGUGUGGACUGCUUGAGUCUUUUCUUCGAAUGGGGGGGGACUUCUUCAAUUCCGAGUAUUUUUGGAAGAGAGUUCAGACAUGCUAAGAUGGCGUUAGGGAAUGACAGUUCUUCAAAAACUAAAUAACUGCCUCCCGAAGGAUGAUCUCGUUGCCUUUUUGUUCUCAUUUUACCAUACAACUCAGAUUGCAACUUUGGGGACGAGAAGCCAACUACUUAGCACUUAAUGUAGAAAGUAGAUGUGGACAGCCAAAAGAUACCAACUCAGCCGUGUUACUCAGUUAAUGAAGAGUUUUUGUUUUUCUGAGGCUUCCUUGCCAUUUUUUAUUCACUUUCAGCGGGUGCCCCCUAUUCUUUAGUGUGGUUUUUGAAGCCAACCCUUUUAGAGGUAGGUGUUUACAUUCACGUUUUGUAAGGACACAUUUGUCUAAUACUGAUUAAAGUCAUUCAUUUUGCUUGCG
This is a messenger RNA of Ornithorhynchus anatinus (platypus), 1498 nucleotides long. RefSeq names its product DnaJ heat shock protein family (Hsp40) member C9 (gene DNAJC9). Gene Ontology annotation, cellular component: cytoplasm; nucleus. Bases 96 to 878 code for a protein of 260 amino acids. The record is from RefSeq and is a predicted model, not a curated record. The transcript is spliced from 5 exons. NCBI's taxonomy places the organism in Eukaryota, Metazoa, Chordata, Mammalia, Monotremata, Ornithorhynchidae. Gene Ontology annotation, molecular function: heat shock protein binding.